This is a messenger RNA of Drosophila serrata, 2948 nucleotides long. RefSeq names its product Dynein axonemal assembly factor 5 (gene Dnaaf5). Gene Ontology annotation, biological process: cilium movement; inner dynein arm assembly; outer dynein arm assembly. Gene Ontology annotation, cellular component: cytoplasm. Lineage: Eukaryota; Metazoa; Arthropoda; Insecta; Diptera; Drosophilidae. Gene Ontology annotation, molecular function: dynein intermediate chain binding. The record is from RefSeq and is a predicted model, not a curated record.
UUCAUAUAAAUAAAAAGAAGCCUGAAUAAAUCUUAAAUUAAACAUCUAAAUCCAAACCAAAAUACUUAAAGAAAACUCAUAAAGUGAAUACUACAAAAUAUAUCAUUAUAAAUUCGAAUUAUUUAAAAAUAAAUCCAAGAAAUUAAAAAUAUAAAAUCAAGAGGAAGUAUCAAGUACCCAUCACCAUGACCAUUGAGAUUGAUACCCAAAAGAUUUGUGAUCAGCUGGAGGGCACUGAUCGUCGUCAGAAGACCAAAACUCUGGAGGAGCUGCGGGAACUCUUGGAAAACUCUAACGAAAAUCUAACCACCGAGGAAAUUGCCGCCAGCUUCGAUGAGUUGUACUUGCACCUAUUGAAGUCCUACGACGAUCGCUUCGAGAGUGUUCGUGAUCAUGCCGUUCAGGCGGUAAAUGCUUUCCUGAAGCGUCUGCCUCCCAUGGAUUUUCAUCUCCUAAAUGUGGUUUCCACUUUAUCCGAGCGAAUGGGAAAAGCUGAAACAGUGGAGCCCAGUGAGGAGAUUCGUUUGCUCUACAUUAGCCAAUUGCAUUUGAUGAUCUCUCAGUAUGCCAAGAUGGGUAAUGUGGGCGUCUUCCGGGAAUGCUAUCCCCAGGUGACCAAAGUCCUGAUCAAGUCCAUCAAGGAUGACUAUCCACUUGUGCAGCGUGAAGGUUGUGCUACCUUGGUGGAUCUCGCCAAGGUGGCUGACACCCAGGAGUUUCGUCCAUUCACCGAGUCCUUGGCCGUGGCACUGUAUGGAAUGCUGAAUCAUAAACAUGCUCCGGCCAGGAUCUCGGCAGUGGAGGCCAUUGGCAGGCUGAGUCUUCACAUGGAUGCCAGUGCCGAUAGCAUGAGGAGGCUGUUCAAUGAGGUUUCUCCUCUCCUGAUGGAUUCCAUGCCUCUGGUACGUCGCGAAGUGGGUCAGAUGGGUGUCCUUAUGUGUCAGGAAUUCCUGGAUCGUUAUUCCUUUUUCGAGAGAAUCUUGCCGCUGGUUUUGUGCUGCCUUAAAGAUGAUUCCCCGGAGGUUUUCAAUCACAUUUAUCCCCAGUGGUUGAAGUGUGGAAAACUAUAUUACGAGGAAAAUGAAGAGGAGUUAAGCAAGCAGGAGAUAAGUGAUCCUCAAGUGGAGAAUUAUCCAGAGGAUGUGAAGCGUCCCACGAUAGGAUGUCGCGGCUUGGUCCAGCGUUCUUUAAGAUUAUUGACACUGAUUACCCGGGAGACGGGAGAUUGGAAGGAUAAUGUACGUCUGCACUCGCUCAAGCUACUUUAUCAAUUUGUUUUGCAUGCUGAGUCUGCCAUGACAGCCAAGUUCUUUGAGAUCUAUGGGGAUUUAGCUCAUGUCUGCAUUGAUCCUGUGGCAGAAGUUGCUGCAGAAGCUGCCAAGGUAUCGGAUCUACUGGGACGUCUGUUGAUGUAUGAAGCCUGGAUCGAUCACGGUUUUGAUGGACUCGAACGCAAUGCCAGAGAGUCGUAUAUGAAAUGUUUCUACUACAUGUUCACCUCGGCUUUGGGUGGCACUUAUGAGCAACUCUUGAAGAUAGCUAAACUCCUACGGAGCACCGAUUACUCGCACACCUUGAAGCCAGGUUUUCAGAUCUAUAUCCUGAAAUUACUAAAUACCGUACUGGAUAAAUCCCUGAAAGUAAAUGCAGGACAGGAGGAGCUGCAGGAUCUUUACGAAUCUGUUUAUGUGAGUGCCAUCAAAGUAAAUGCUUUGCAACAUUCACUUUCCCAAGAUGUGACUCAGGGAAAACUUCUGAUUGAAAGAAUUGCCAAACUGGAACAGAUUUCGGUGGGAAAACUCCAUGAACGUUGGUUCCAUCUAGCUCUUCUGGAUGUGGAAAAUCUGGAUGCUUCACUGGAGGACACUGCUGAGCCUGUGAUGUUACUGGAUGGCUUAAUAAAUAUUUGUCACCUGCGAGCCACCUAUAUGACGGAUCUCAUCAAGAAAGUCCUGGUGGUCUUUGAGCAUUGCUGUGAUAGUGCUCAUGUCAAGGUAUUCAGUAGCCUUUCGAUGGCAUCGCUACUUUGGUCAGAAACCAUGGGAAUCGAGCGUGAGCAGAGCACUCAGUUACUGGCGGAGUUCGUCACCCAAAUUGUGGAACCCUAUCUCACCUGGAAGGCGGGUUCCAGUGCUGAGGCUAUGAGAUCCUUGGCCAUGGCCACCCUCUGCGCUCUGGCCCAAGGAGCAGAGUCGGAGGCAGUCGAGGUCCUUCCAUCCUUGGCUAAACAUAUGCCAAGUUUACUGGAAGAUCGUAAUGUAACCACUCGACAUUAUGCCAUCAAAGCUGUGGUUUAUUUCCGUGAAAUGUCCGUGGAGGAUCUGAAGCCUAUAGCCUAUGCCACCAUGCAGCGAAUGGAUGAUCCUUCGGCAGGGAUACGCAGCCUGGCUGCUUUGGCGGUGGGUAAACUGAAGCCGAAAUUCAAGGACUCUGAGGAGGAGUCGAAGCACGAGAAGGAAGUCUGGGAAGCCUUUGUCAAGCGUGCCAUGGAUUUGCUUUUGCUGUACCACGAAAGCCCGGAAAAGGACAUCAAGGCAGCGGUGGAGAGAACCCUCAAGGUACUGGCCCAAUCCCAUCCAGCGGCUUGGGAGGAGCGUUACGAAAGGGCCUUGGCAAUGGUCCAGAAGAAGGAUCAACUCAGUGAACUCUACAAGAAGUUAACCAUCAAAGAUGAAGCAGAGCCAGAGCCUGAAUCUUCAAUAAGUUCUUGAAUUUCCAUUUCAAAAACACUAUUCUUACAUUCUUACAUUUUUCAAAGAUCUAAAAGUCAAUUGAUUUUUCAAAUUCAAACGUUUAAGCCCAUUUCCCGUAAUUAUUUACCUUGUAAUUGGCUUCCAAUGACUUAUAUCUGUUGAGAUUCCAAGUACUGUGAAUUAUUGUAAACAAAAUCAACGAAACUAUAAAGUAAAAUCUGUGUGCACUGACGAAAUUGCAAGCAUAAAUCUAAA